Messenger RNA from Penicillium canariense, 1161 nucleotides. RefSeq lists its product as uncharacterized. Bases 1 to 1161 code for a protein of 386 amino acids. The transcript is spliced from 2 exons. The record is from RefSeq and is a predicted model, not a curated record. Lineage: Eukaryota; Fungi; Ascomycota; Eurotiomycetes; Eurotiales; Aspergillaceae.
AUGGCCGAGGUUAUUGGCAUUAGCUCGGGCGUUGCUGCCUUGUUGUCCUUGGCCCUCGAAUCAAGUAGCAUCUUGUUCCGCACUCUUAAGAGCCUCAAUAACCGGGAAAAGACCAUUCGGGACCUUCGAGAAGCGCUCCAGGAUCUCGAGGAUGUGCUGAAAAUACUCCAAGAUUCGAUCAGCACCUCGCCCUUUUUGAAUAGCGGGGUCAUUGAACGACCUCUUGAUCGAUGCUGCAAAGCAUGCAACGAUUUUAAUGCGCUGAUCAUGAAGUGUUCUGAACACUCCACAGACAAUCGCUUCAGUAUCCGUGAUUGGGCCAAAUUGCGCUACAUGGGUGAAGACGUCGCUGGCUUUCAAAGCAUGCUUUCUGGCUAUAAAUCCACAAUUACCAUCGCCCUCGCGUAUUCUAAUGUUAACCUUACCGUCACGACAAAGAGUGUCAUACACGAGUACAAGGAACUCAUUGAAGAUACGAAAUGCGACCUUCAGCUUCAUUUGCAGUCGAUUGAAGACAGAUUGAAAUCAUUGUCCUCCACCAGACAAGCCGAAAUGGGAUUCGAUUUUAUCGACGUCAAGCAAAUGAACGAAGAAUUAGAAUGCACACAGCACGGCCUGGAUAUUUGCACGAAGUUUUCUUCAUACAUAGAGGAGACAAGGACCACCUCUUUGCAAAAAAUGACUCAGGCUCCAGGAAUAUCCAACAGAGGGCUAUUAUCUCCGGAAAACAACAUGCCUUGGUUGAUACUUGCUGAAGCCUUGAGUUCUGCUGAAAGGGAAAUCGUCAGUUCAAGACUGCGACUGCUUCAAUAUCGUCACGCGCGCGGAAGUCAGCCUUGGUUCUUACAACACCAAGGGUUGCUACCUGAGAGCGAACACAAAAACGAGCGAAGUGACAUCAAGGAAGAGGCAGAGAACAUUAAAGAGUCGUUGAAAUUCUUCGAUCAGGUAUCCCAAGAAACCGGUGAGGGUCGAACAAACUAUUUUGAGGAUGUGUCGACGGGUGAUAAAAGCAAGCAAAUCAUUGUGACGACUUUCAAAGAUUUGAUCUCUGCGCGACGGAUUACCUCGGGAUCUGGCUCAUUGCAAGUCCUAGGACAUUAUACCGAAGACUCCCUGAACAACGUGCUGCGAAACCAGGAUGACUUCAAUCCGGAGUGA